AUGGCCUCUCAAUCCCUCGCCCCCGCUCAACAAACAGCUCCUAGCUCAACAUCAACCCCCUCAAAACCUAAACCCUCCCACCCACCGGUCUCAAUCCUCUCCUCGCAGUUCGCACGCGGCUAUGCCCUCGCUCACCCGGCCAUUCUCCUUUCCCUAGUCGCUUACCGCUUCAGCUCUGUCGUCCAUGACCCCGUCGCAGAGCUCCUUAGCGACAUCCCCUUCCUCGUCGGCCUUCAGGCCGUCUAUGUGAUGGGAUGUCUGCCACCCGCGGGCGCAGAGAAAGACGGCAGCACAUCCGCAGACGGAACGACAAGAAAGACCACCGGUCCUAAGCGCCGCGGACACUCGGCCUCAAAGGGUUCUUCAUGGAGUACAGGGCUCGUCUCCGUUGCGUGGAAACUCACUCCCGCUCUCCUCUCCCUAACCUUAACAAUCCUCCUGGCAACGCCGACACUAGCCCUCCUCCUCGUCCUCUUCGGCGCCCCAUUAACAACGCACCACGCCCUAACCUUCCUUUGCGCCGCGCACAUGGCGCUCCUCUCCGCUUUCCCGUUGAUCUACGCGCACGGCGUCGACGGCGAGAUCUGGCGCGAGAUCUGGGGCGCAUCGAGGCCCGCUGAUGCCGUUUGGGGUGGUGCGUUGGGGACGUGUCUAGGGGCUUGGUUUGGGGCUGUACCGAUUCCGUUGGAUUGGGAUCGGCCGUGGCAAGCGUAUCCGAUCACGAUUCUUACCGGGGCGUAUAUUGGGUACGUGCUUGGAAUGCUUGUGGGAAGGGCAAAAGGGGUGUUUGGGAAGAGACUUGAGUUUGUGCCGCAGGGCGCAAGGGAUCUCAAAGUUGAUUGA
Aspergillus calidoustus is the source of this 843-nucleotide messenger RNA. Lineage: Eukaryota; Fungi; Ascomycota; Eurotiomycetes; Eurotiales; Aspergillaceae. The record is from the annotation of a GenBank genome assembly.